Pantherophis guttatus is the source of this 2995-nucleotide messenger RNA. RefSeq names its product suppressor of IKBKE 1 (gene SIKE1). The record is from RefSeq and is a predicted model, not a curated record. Lineage: Eukaryota; Metazoa; Chordata; Lepidosauria; Squamata; Colubridae.
GGUGGGGAAUAUCCCUUUCCUUCGUCUCUCCCCCUCCGGUCUUAGAGUGGUACAGACCAAAGAUUAGACAGUGCCGUUUUCCUGAGUUGUUACUAAUAGCUGAACCUAAAGCCUUGAAUUGGGGUUACGGCGGCGCGAUCUUCCCACUUUCUUAUUCCGGCUUGUUCUACAACCUGAGGCGAGCCUAGAUCUCUUAGCAAAUGCUGAAAAUGGCCUGCACAAUAGAAAAGAUCUUGACAGAUGCAAAGACAUUGCUGGAAAGGCUGAAAGAUCACGAUAACGCUGCCGAGUCUCUCAUUGAUCAGUCCACUAUGCUGCAUAAGAAAGUAGUAGCCAUGAAAGAAGCUGGCUCAACUCUUUCGCACAAGUAUCAAGAAGACGCAGCUGAAUUAAAGGAUCUCUCUAAAUACAAACCUCACAUUCUCUUAUCUCAGGAAAACACCCAGAUCAGAGAUCUGCAACAGGAAAAUAGAGAGCUAUGGAUCUCUUUGGAAGAACAUCAAGAUGCACUGGAGCUUAUUAUGAGCAAAUACAGAAAACAUAUGUUGCAGCUCAUGAUGAAAAGAAAAGAUGUGGAUUCGCAAUCCAUUUUGCAAGUACAUCAAACUCAGUCUGCGGAGAUUGAAAAUCAGAUUGACAUAAUCUGUGAAAUGGGAGAGGUUAUGAGAAAAGCAGUGAAUGUUGACAGUGAUCAGUAUUAUAAAAUACAAGAAAAGCUAGCACAGUUAGAGCUUGAAAAUAAAGAGUUACGAAAAUUAUUAUCAAUCAGUAAAGAAUCUGUUGAAGUGAGGCAAGAAUUACUUGAUGUUGCAACUCAAGCUACAAAACCUCAGUCCUGGAACAGUUGAUCCUGGAAAUUGGAAACUCUACUGCAGGAAUGAGUAUGCUUCCUCUCUGAGCUUUCCUUUAAUUCCCAUUUGUCUUCUCUUGGAAACCAUUCCAAGCCUGUUACUAUAUUGUAAAUUCUGUGCUUGGGGUGGGGAUAUUGUAAUGUCUUCUUUGAUUAAGAUUUGUUUUGCUUAAUCAUGCAGAAGAGUGAAAUAAAUGUUUUCUUUAGGUUACCCAUGAUUUUAGAAAUCUCAGUAGGAUACAGCAAGGAUCAUCUUAACUUUUCUAGUGUGAGCAAAUAACAUUAAAGUCAAGUCUUUUAGCAUGACUUAAAUUGCAUUGGAAUUCAGUUCUUAAAUAUAUUUAGGAUGCAACUAUUGUACAAAGCUUAGGCACUCCUACUAUUAAUGCUAGAAUUUUUGCUUCUAGCAUUGUUUUUGGUGCUGCUUUUAUUGUAUCAUUUAAAAAUAUACUGUCAUAUUACCUAUUUCUUAAUAUCAACAAAGUCACCCAGGGUCACCUUGUAGGGGAGUUAAAAUUUAGCAUAGAAAUUUAAUAAAUGAAAUAAAUAUCGAAAGUAACACACAAUGCCAAAGUGUUCUUUGAAUCCUCAUGCCUAUGACUAUUUCACACAGGAGAUGUCUCUGUGCGUUAUAACCAAGUCUGGUAUUUCUGCCUACCUAGAACGUUUAAUGGGUAUGAUAAUCCAUUAGGGGGAAUAACCUCAUUAGUUCUUUUUCUGUCUUUGUUAAUAUCUACUUGAUCAAGGAAUCUGUCUCUAAAUUUCUUAUAGCCACAUUAAGCCAAUGUGCAUGGAUGUCAGGAGGAAGAGAUACGUGAAAACAAGUCUGUUAUAUCCCAUAAAGAUUACUCUGUGUGUAGGCAUUUGCACAAAUAUGUCAUACAUAUUAUUCCUGUAAAAGAUAAGUUUACUGUUUUGCAAGCACCUGCCAAUAUUUUAAAAAUUAUUUUUCUUGAAAGAUCGAUGAUUGAAGAUAGAUAUGCCUAAUAUUUGUUAAUAUUGUUCUAAAGUAUACAAAUUAGAAAUGUUUCUUUUAAAAUUUCUUGGGUAUCCAUUCUCUGAUGGUAAAACAGAAUCUAUGAAAUGUAUACGUAUUGUGCACAUUUAUUUUUGCUGUCUUGGUUUAACUAAGUUUUAGGAAUAUAACUAAAUAGUCCAUUUAUGUCAUUUUGCGGUUUCCUUCUUGCCCCAUACGUUUGGUGGAAAGGAGUGAUAGGCUAAUUGAUCAUCUGGGGGUAUUUUCAGGUUUUCAUAUUGAAAAUUUUAUUUUAAAGGCUGAGCAGAUUAAAAAAAAAUUCUUAAAAUGUGGCCCCUAUUUGCAUAAUGCAAUCAACUGAACAAACUCAGUAUCUUUGCAAUGUUAUGCCUUAAAUAUAUGCCUUUGGUGCCGUCUUCAGAAUCAAUAAGCUCUUGUAAAUGAGCUGCAAUUUGCCCAGUCUUUGUAUAGGCUUUGGAUUAUUUUAAUAACUAUCCUGUAGGAUGUAAAUUUAAUUACCUACAGAGGUGCUGUACUAUUGUUUACCAUCUUAUCAGCCUAUUCUAUUCAGCAAAUUAAAAAUAUUAUCUUUACUUCAUCUUAUUAAAUAUGUAUAUCGGCUCAUUUAUUUCUUGAAAUAAAUGUUUUGAGGCAGUAUUGUGUGCUAAGGCUUUUUUGUACAGAGAAUUAUUUAUGGCAGAGGAUGAGGAACUAUUGGCCAUUUAGAUGUUGUUGUACAGCCCCAGCCAUUAUGGCUGGUAAUAGGAAUAUUAAAACUGCAGUUUUUCAACAUGAAAAGGGCCAUACAUUCUAUCUUCUUUGAUGUUUUUGGACAUAUUUUAAAUUUGACUGAUAUUUUCUGGUCAAAUUCUUGGACAUUAGAGUUAUAUGCUGUAUUCUCAGUUUGUAAAUUAAGUUUAAUAAAGAAAUGCUGUAGCUUCACAUUUCUGAAAAUGAUAUGUUGACUGUGAAUUGAAGACCGAUAGAAUAUUCCUCAAAUAAUGUGAUCAACUUGUAAAUUCUAGUUUGCAAGUAUAAAAGUAUUCUAGAUUCAUGUACUAUUUUAAUCCUGCUUUAUUUACCAAGCCAAAAACAAACAAGCCAUAUUAUAAUUUAGAGCAGAAAGAUUAUUCUUUCACAUGGCCACUAAUAAAUUCAUUGUUGCCUUA